GACACGUGGUGUGGUUCUCCACUGGAGGAGCAACACAAACACGGUGCGAAAGAUGGAAAACAAAUGCAGCCCGGUGCAGAACAUUAAGCGAGAGCAGGCUCUGAAAGCCUGGCUGGAAACGACCAACACCAAGCUGACCCAGGUCAACGGCCAGAGGAAGUACGGAGGACCACCUGAGGGGUGGGACGGUCCAAUCCCAGGCGAAUACUGUGAGGUCUUCAUCAGCCACAUCCCUCGGGACGCCUACGAGGACCUGCUCAUCCCCUUGUUCAGCUCUGUGGGUCCUCUCUGGGAGUUCCGUCUCAUGAUGAACUUUAGUGGCCAGAACCGGGGCUUUGCCUAUGCUAAAUACGGCACACCAGCCCUUGCCACCGAGGCCGUCCUCAAGCUGAACGGCUACAUGCUGGAGCCCAAGUGCUACCUGUGUGUCCGCCGCAGCACGGAGAAGAGACACCUCUGUAUUGGAAAUCUGCCGGCUGCCACUAAACAAGAAGACCUGAAGCAGGUGCUGCGGCGGCUGGUGGAGGGGGUGGAGAGGGUUUCUCUGAAGACCGGUCCCGGCAUAGACGGGGUCUCUGCUAUCAUUGCCUUCUCCUCCCACCACACCGCGUCGAUGGCCAAGAAGGAUCUAGUGGCAGAAUUCAAGAAGCGAUUUUCAUUGGAGAUUUCCAUCAAGUGGGAACCAGGAGAGAACCUGAGCUCCAGCCAGACAUGUUCUCUUCCAGCCCCAAAGAUUCUGCUGCAGCCAUGCUUCGUGCCCUGCAGCCAGGCUGUCUCUCACCCUUCAGCCCCGCCCGUCUCUCCAGGAUUCUGCAGGGCGGUGGGGGAACCAGUCUCCCCCCUGCACUCUCAUGUGUGUUACCCCCUCCCGACCUCGCACCACCCCCAGCGACACAUGGUCUGUGCGUCGUCCCCAGUGAUGCUCCUCCGUGAGGUUUGUGAGGCCAACGGAUUUGGCCAGCCAUUCUAUGAGCUACACUACAGUUUGGCCAGAGCAGAUGGCUUCGUCAAAUUUACCUACAAGGUUCUGAUCCCAGGCAUCAGCAGCGCCUUCAGGGGGAAGGUCAUGGUGCUGCCCGGACCCAAUGUCAGAGUCAUGCUGGAGGAGGCUCAGCGGGCCGCCGCUCAGCAGCUGCUGCAGAAGAUGUUCAAAAACCAGCAGGUGGCCUGAACACUCCACCGGCUUCCAGUUGUAACGUUCCUGUUUCACAUCUAUGGUUUACUGAAAAAAUAGAUUUCAUUCUGUAUCAUUUCUUCUUUUCUGCAUGUUUUUAAUAGUGUUGGUUAACUUGUGUGUCCAGUUUGAGUUUAAGAAGUUUGUUUGCAUGUUUUUUUUUUUAUAUAAUUCUUGUUUUAUUCUUGCUGUGUUCUGAGUUGCUCAUUUUAAUAAAAAUGAGAUUUGCUAAAAAUAAAAAAAGGUGGUAUUUUAAAAUGUACAAUGAAGCUUUAGGUCCUAAGUUGUGUUUUUUACCUUAGAGCAGGGUUUCAAAUUCAUUUUCAUUUCAUGUCACAUCAAG
Molecule: messenger RNA, 1517 nt
Organism: Poeciliopsis prolifica (blackstripe livebearer)
Lineage: Eukaryota; Metazoa; Chordata; Actinopteri; Cyprinodontiformes; Poeciliidae
Gene: dnd1
Product: DND microRNA-mediated repression inhibitor 1
Exons: 5
Coding region: 53-1171 (372 amino acids)
Biological process (GO): negative regulation of miRNA-mediated gene silencing; mRNA stabilization
Cellular component (GO): nucleus; cytoplasm
Molecular function (GO): mRNA binding
Source: RefSeq, a predicted model, not a curated record